Molecule: messenger RNA, 1569 nt
Organism: Stegodyphus dumicola
Lineage: Eukaryota; Metazoa; Arthropoda; Arachnida; Araneae; Eresidae
Biological process (GO): intracellular transport
Cellular component (GO): nuclear pore; cytoplasm
Molecular function (GO): GTPase activator activity
Source: RefSeq, a predicted model, not a curated record
GGCAAUCAGUUUGAUCAGCUGCUUUCCCUGAUUGGAACGAAAAUUGAAAAGAAAACGACUCGUUUAAGAAAGCCUAUUUCUCCAUCAGAAAGACUGGCACUUUGUUUGAGGUUUUUAGCUACUGGUGGAACAUAUGCAGAUCUUUCCUUUAGAAUUGGCAAAUCAACAGUAUGCAAUAUUAUACGCGAGAUCUGUGAAGCAAUUUGUCAGACUUUAGGCCCAUUGUGGAAACACAUUGCUAUACAAGCCCUACCAAAUGCAGGAUCGUCCUAUAUAAAUUAUAAAGGAUUCCACAGCCUUGUCUUAAUGGCUGCAUCUGAUGCUCAUUAUAGAUUUUUGUAUGUGGACAUUGGAAAUUAUGGGCGAAUUAGUGAUGGCGCAGUUCUUGACAAUUCUUCACUAGGUCGAAAGUUACAAAACUCAAAUUUUUUACUUGAUCCAGCAUUGCUUCCUGAAAGUAACAAGGUUUUGCCAUUUGUUUUUAUUGCGGAUGAAGCAUUUCCUUUAAAAACAAAUAUGUUGCGGCCAUUCCCAGGGAAACUCCUUCCUCAGAAUAAAAGAAUAUUCAAUUAUCGUCUGGCAAGGGCAAGGAGGUGCAUCGAAAAUGCAUUUGGAAUUUUGACGGCUCGAUGGAGAGUACUUCGAAACACUCUCAACGUUCAGCCAGACAAAGCAGAUAGAAUUGUGUUUGCUUGCUGCUGCUUGCAUAAUUUUCUCAUGAGAAAUGAAAUGGGUAAGGCUGCGAAGAGCUACUGUCCAUUUGGAUAUGCAGAUUUUAUGUUUGAAGAUGGAUCUGUUCAAGAAGGCAUGUGGAGGCAAGACGAGGGCCAUUUACAAUCGGUCGACAAGGUGCCAAUAAUGCUACCGAAUGUGCAGCUGCCAUUCGAGAAAGAUUCAUGCAUUAUUUUUCUGUUUUCUUUAUGUUUCUUUUUGUAUGUAAAUUGUGUGUUAUUUAAGCUAAUUUCAUAUGUUUAUUGCAUAUUAGUAAUAUUCUAUAAUAAAAAGACAUUUUCUCUUUGCAAGUAAUAUAUUAUGUAGCAAAAAAAAAAAAAAAAAAAAAAAAAAAAAAAAAAAAUGAAGUCAAUGAGCAUGGGAGAGUUGAAGCUAUUUUCCCAACUCAUGCAGUAAGCUCAGAAAACCCAUUUUUGCUUUGUAUUUUGCCUCUUUGCUUAAUUCUUUAAAAUCCGGUAGCAUACUCAGUAGGAAAUUUCUGUCGGGAUCAUCAUCGUCUUUUUCCGUCAAUACAGAGGUAGUACUUCUCAUGAAAUCCAGAAUUUCAUCUGUUGCAUCUUUUUUCCUCUUUUUAGUGCAGACAUUGGAUGCUGAAUCGCCAUUCUUUAAUGCAGAUGUUUUGGAGCCUGGCUAAAAUCGACCCUAUCUGUCAUUGCCUCUGUCCUGUCUGUCAUUAUUGACAGACUUUCUAAAUCGGUGACACCCCUUUCGUCAUCAGAAGGAACAGUGGCACUCAAGUCGAAUUCUGAGUCAUGUAUAGAACUAUUGAGGCUUGGCUCCAUAUUUUCUUCCAUCUCCUCAUUCCAAGUAUCAUUAGUGAUUGUUCUGCAAACAAAA